CAAUCCAAUCAUGACCAGAUACAAUUUUAAUUUUUAACAGUCAUAAGCUUGCUCUGUCUUUGCCUUAAGCAGCUAAACCCUGUCUUCUGUAACUUCAGACAACUCACUCACUCUCAAGGAUGGGGGAAGAGAGAGAAAGAGAGAGAGAGUAAUUAAGUGGUAAAGAGACUAAAAGAGUAGAAGAGAAGAGAGAUGGAAGGGGAUAGCUUAAGCUGGGACUAUCUGCUGGUACCAGUGGGUCUGUGUGUGUUGGGAAUAUACCACAUUUGGCUACUCAUCACAGUUCAACGAAAUCCCACAAAAACUGUGAUGGGCCUCAAUUCUGCGGUUCGCAAACAAUGGGUCUUCUCCAUGAUGGAUGUUAGUCCCCCUUUCUCUUUCCUUUUAUGUUUUCCUUCUGCAAUUUACAGGCUUUCUUUUUUAGAAACCAAAACAAAAAAAAAAAAAAAGGUAGAGACUUUGGUAAGUAAAACUUUUGAGAAGGAUAAUGGUCAAUGGGGGAGAAAAACCAAUUGCAUUUCCUUCAUAUAUACAAUGAUCAGUGUGUUUGUGAGCACCAGCUCCAGCUCUAGCUGUGACAGCACUGUAUCACAACAAUUAGUUUAUACCAUCCCUCUUUCUUCAAUCAAGUGCUUCUGCAUUUUGCUCUGCUUUCUUGUUGGAUUUCUCUGCAAUGUGCAGUCUACUAGAUACUUUGCCCAUGCUAGCUUCUUGGCUACUCUGCCAACAGGGAAAGACAAAACGGAUUACAUUGAAUAUGUUUCGACAACUGUGAAUCGAGGAAGUUACUUUUGGUCCCUUGGAUUGCGAGCAUUCUACCUCUCAAUUCCUCUCUUUCUCUGGAUCUUUGGGGCAAUUCCCAUGUUUGUUUGUUGCUGCAUAAUGACAAUUGCUCUCAUUAUACAACCACCAGUUUUACACAACUUAUUCACAGCCAAUCCCUCAAAGAGGAAGGGAGAACCAAUGAUGUCGAAUCAAUUGGUCAAUCGUCGGCAAAUUCUGGUUUUGAGGACUUUCUCAUUCGGCGUCCCCUACUUACGGAUUAUGACUCAGUUUCUGCCGCUAAUGUUGCUAGAUAGUGUGUAAUAUGUUUCUGUUGCUGGUUGCUAAGUCUUCCUAAUAGCUAUUUGCUGUGUUCUGUACUUCCCAUCUCUGCAAGCAUUGCAUAGGCGUGAAGGCUGUCUUUGUGUUUAUUAAGCUUGGCAAAAAUGUGCUAUCUUCUUGCUCUGCUGCACUGAGUCCUGGUUAUCUUUCUUUUUCUAAAUCUCAAAUACCCAUUAGGUGGCUUUCACUGCGGGUGCAUCCAGGUCGAAAGUUAUAAAUUAUACUUGUUAUGAACCCUCCUUCUCCUUUAAUCAAGAGAGAAUUUUAUUUUA
This is a messenger RNA of Prunus persica (peach), 1376 nucleotides long. RefSeq lists its product as uncharacterized. The transcript is spliced from 2 exons. Bases 193 to 1086 code for a protein of 297 amino acids. The record is from RefSeq and is a predicted model, not a curated record. Lineage: Eukaryota; Viridiplantae; Streptophyta; Magnoliopsida; Rosales; Rosaceae.